AAAACCUUUUAAUUAAUCAGAAACAGUCAGAAUCGGUUACACUCUUCAGAGUAGACGCGUUGAACAAAAUGUCUUCUGGAAAUCUGAUAACUUUUUGCACUGGAAUAUUACUGAUGCUUUCAAUCGAACAGAUUUUUACGAUCCAGUGCAAUGACACCCAAGGAGAUUGCGUCGCAGAUGAUAAGAGAGGAGAAGAUUCCUGUAAAAGUACAUGUUUCAGAAAUCUUGAUUACGGAACUGACUUAUUUGGAAAAGACCAAAAGUUCCAGUGUCACUGUAAAAACAUUACUGACUGUGGCUUCCGGAUCCUUAGUGAAUGUGAAAGAGGAUGCUCACUUGGAUAUAAAUUGCCAUAUUGCCAAAGAAGGAAAUAUCAUGAAUUUAUACAGAACGAGAGGAAUAAUUAUUCGCAUUUAUUUUCCUCUCAUAAUCAAAUUGCAGUGAAACCUCAAAUUAGAAUACAAUUUAGAAACACAUACAGAUUUAAUACUGUAGCAAUUUACAGUAAUUAUUCUGAUUCAACGAUGAGAGUUACCUAUCCAGGUGGAAUGGAAUGCAACCUAAAACCAAAUACAAAUAAGACAAUGUGUACUGGUGAUGCAACGGCUGAUAAAUUGUAUAUCGAUGGCAAAGCCGGAGUUAAUCAUAUUAAGUUAAUUGGAUGUCCACCCGAAUUGUAUGGAAAAAAUUGUACAAAUGAAUGUCAUUGUUCUCGAGGGGAAUCAUGUCACCAAAUUUCUGGAAUCUGUAAAAAUGGCUGCGAAGAUGGAUGGCAUGGAAAGAAGUGUGACAAGCAAACGUAUGUUAAUAUUGCUCAAGGUAAACAAACAAAUCAAACAAGUAUUUAUAGAAAGUUAGGAGAAAACAUUUGCUACAAUGGAAAGUGUAGUGAGUUCGACAUAAUGACAUCCGACAAGGCGGUUGACGGUAAUUUUGAUCAUGCAGUUCCACAUAAAUCCUGUGCCCAAACUAAAUCUGAAACCGAUCCAUACUGGCAAGUGACGCUUGAUAAACCAUACAUGAUAUCUCAACUGAGAAUCUACAAUCAAAUGAAUGAAAGUCAAAGUCUGGAAGGAUUUAAAGUUUAUCUUGAAUCAACACUUUGUUUUGAGGGCAGAAAAGAUAAAUACAUGAAAGAAGUAAUCAAUAUUAAAUGUCAAAAACCAGUAAAUUCAAGUAAUGUCAAAAUAUCGUUAGAAGGAAAAAAGAGAAGACUUACUCUAUGUGAAGUGGAAGUAUUACAAUGUGUUCCUGGAUUCUAUGGAGAUAUGUGUAAGGAACAUUGUGAAUUUUGUGAAGGUUCUAAAUGUGAUCAAGUCACGGGAUAUUGUGAGGAAGGUUGCGUUAUAGAAUAUUACUGGGACAACAAUUCCAAGAAAUGUAAAGAAAAAUGCAAGUAUAUCCUGGUGUAUAUAUUAGUUCCAUUGACCCUGUUUGCUGUCUUAAACGUGGGAAUCUCGGCUGCAAUUUCGUGUUGGGAAAAAAGACCAGUUGCAAAACUUGGUGAGAGGAUUCGCAAAAUAUUGGUAAACAGAGUUUCAGAAUCCAUUCCUGAAGUUAUCUGACUUCAAAGCAUAUUUGAAGACUGGACCAUCAUUCCUAAAAGACACCGCAUUCAAUUUGGUUGAGAGCUGAAAUUGUGAUGAAGACUAGAAGUGUUCCCGAGUACCUCAAAGUUGACCUUAAAAAUAUAUCCAGCAACUGCCGUGGGUGAAUGAUAUCUACGAUUAUAAUUUUUAAGAAAAUACUUAUUCACUAUGGACCUCCAGUAACGCAUGCGCAAUGCUAUACAAUAACGAAUCGGAGCGUUAACCGCAUCAUACCUAUACAUAUAUACCCCAACGAUUUUUUUCCCCCAAAACUGUCAGAAAAAUUCA
Octopus sinensis (East Asian common octopus) is the source of this 1877-nucleotide messenger RNA. RefSeq names its product protein draper-like. Lineage: Eukaryota; Metazoa; Mollusca; Cephalopoda; Octopoda; Octopodidae. The transcript has 12 exons. The record is from RefSeq and is a predicted model, not a curated record. The coding region runs from base 69 to 1565 and encodes 498 amino acids.